AUGACAAGAUUAAAUAGGAAACAGAAAAGGAGAAGAGAAGAGCAAGAGGGAUUGAUGGCAUUACAGGCCUUUAUGAACGCUGUCAUUGGUGUUUUUCGUUUGUUCAUGUUCAUCACGUCCACGUUUCGCCCUCGUCGUCCGGAGUUGUCUCCGAAUCCAGACUUUUACCAGACGCACGUAAACAACAUCAAUAGGCUUGUAAGGGGUAAUGACACGGAUUGCCAUGAACAGUUAAGGGUGAAUAGACAAACUUUUUUGAGAUUGUGUUGUUUAGUCCGAGGUGUUGGGUUAACCGACUCACGCAAUGUAUGUCUCGAGGAGAGGGUAGCAAUAUUCUUAUGGGUCCUCGGUCACCAUACGAAGCAGAUGCGUACAAAAUUUGUAUUCUAUAGGUCUACUGAGACAAUAAGUAGGCAUUUUAAUGCUGUACUCCAAGCUGUCUUGCGCCUUCACCGAAUGCUCUUAGAGACGCCCAACCCUGUACCUGCUAACUACGAAGACAAUAGGUGGAAUUGGUUUCAGAAUUGUCUUGGGGCCUUGGAUGGGACGUACGUGCCAGUAAAUCCCCCGGCCGCGGACAGGCCACGAUAUAGGUCGAGGAAAGGUGAGAUUGCUACAAAUGUCUUAGGUGUUUAUACCCGGGACCUUAAAUUUGACUAUGUAUUAUCUGGUUGGGAAGGAUCAGUCACAGACUCUAGAAUCCUUGGAAACGCCAUGGAAAGACCCCACGGUCUUAGAGUUCCCCGUGGACAAUAUUACCUUGUUGAUGCCGGCUACACCAAUGGCAACGGUUUUUUAGCACCAUACCGUGGACAAUGA
This is a messenger RNA of Rhododendron vialii, 819 nucleotides long. RefSeq lists its product as uncharacterized. The coding region runs from base 1 to 819 and encodes 272 amino acids. The record is from RefSeq and is a predicted model, not a curated record. The transcript is spliced from 3 exons. NCBI's taxonomy places the organism in Eukaryota, Viridiplantae, Streptophyta, Magnoliopsida, Ericales, Ericaceae.